Molecule: messenger RNA, 577 nt
Organism: Mesocricetus auratus (golden hamster)
Lineage: Eukaryota; Metazoa; Chordata; Mammalia; Rodentia; Cricetidae
Gene: Slurp2
Product: secreted LY6/PLAUR domain containing 2
Exons: 3
Coding region: 66-359 (97 amino acids)
Molecular function (GO): acetylcholine receptor inhibitor activity
Source: RefSeq, a predicted model, not a curated record
AGUGGUACCCACGAGAAGGUAUAAGGGGUGGCCAGGGAGUGAGCCUCAUCCUUAACACGGAGAACAUGAGGCUUCUCUUCUGGUUCCUUCUGGCCGUGGUCUUGAGCAUGGAGCUAGCUAUAACACGGGGCCUGCGGUGCCACCUGUGCAAGGACUUUGGAGGCUGCUCCGGCCAGUACAGAUGCAGAAGGGGCUCCACCCACUGUGUCAUCAUUGCCACCCGAUCUCCCAUCAGCUUCACGGACCUGCCCCUGGUGACGAAGAUGUGCUACAAUGGCUGCCCUGAUGUCCCCAGCUUGGGCUUGGGUCCUCAUGUAUCCAUUGUUUGCUGCCAGUCCGAUCUCUGCAACAAAGACUGACCACACUCUGUCGCUACCAGCUGGACCACAGAACCGUGUCCUGGCCUGGUCCUUGGAGAUCAUUCCAACCUGGCCAGCCCAAAGCCUCCAACUCAUAACUUCCUCAGAAAGUUCAGAGUGAAACCCUGUGUAAAUCCACUGCGGUGCAAACAUGAGGCCCUAAUCCGCUGUGGGCCACCCUCUGUGUCAACAAAUCUCCCAAUAAAAAGCAGCUGGAU